Molecule: messenger RNA, 408 nt
Organism: Eucalyptus grandis
Lineage: Eukaryota; Viridiplantae; Streptophyta; Magnoliopsida; Myrtales; Myrtaceae
Product: putative inactive methylesterase 20
Exons: 3
Coding region: 1-408 (135 amino acids)
Biological process (GO): salicylic acid metabolic process; jasmonic acid metabolic process
Molecular function (GO): methyl salicylate esterase activity; methyl jasmonate esterase activity; methyl indole-3-acetate esterase activity
Source: RefSeq, a predicted model, not a curated record
AUGGACAAGAACCUGAACCUAGCAUCACUUGCCCUCCUCAUCUUCUUCCUCUUCUGCUUCGAGCAAAAGGAAGCAUCACUUGAAAUCAAGCAAUUUGUGCCGUUUCAUGGUUCGCGCCACGGUGCAAGGUGUAGGUACAAGAUUGCGAAAUUGCUAAGAUCAUCCGGGCAUAGAGUCACUAUACUUGACUUGCCGGCUUCUGGUAUCGAGCCGCUUCAGGUUGUUAUUGUUCUCCCAUCACAAGCCAAGUCUCUGCAAUCGAUCUUCGAGUAUUUCAAGCCCCUGAGAGAUGUCAUGCAAGGUCUAGCUUCACACGAGAGAUUGAUCCUCGUCCAAGCAUGGGCGGGAUUUGACAUUGGCGAACAUGUUGAUCAAGCCACUGUGUUUGUUCAGCGACAAGGCAAAUAA